Molecule: messenger RNA, 216 nt
Organism: Linderina pennispora
Lineage: Eukaryota; Fungi; Kickxellomycota; Kickxellomycetes; Kickxellales; Kickxellaceae
Exons: 3
Source: RefSeq, a predicted model, not a curated record
CGCCCUGCAGCCGCCGCCGACAGCAGCGAGCUGGGCGUCACUGGCCUCGUUUCCGAUAUGGAGCAGCUGGAGAAGACCAUUGAGGAGCUGCACGCUAUGCUUGACCGUGUUACCAAAGUCGACAAGCAGUUCGCAGACAUCCUCAUGGUUGCCUACUUGACCAACCUGACUCGCGCCCAGCUCAACAUUGCCGACCGGCUCCAGCGCAUUCUCUAA